GUUGAAGUCUUAAAAAGGCGACACGUUUCGGGACAAAGCUGAGGGGAAAUCUUCGCGACGACUGUGAGAGUUUGUUUCGCGAACAUUCUCUGAGUUUCUCUCGACGCGACGGCGAUUGCGAAUGUCUUCUCCUUCUGAUUCUCGUCUCUCUGUGUCUCCGGGAUAAGUAAUCGAAGAUGAAUAUGAUUCAGCGAUUCAUGCAAUCUAUGGCAAAGACGCGUGGCCUCUGUCAUCCAGAUUGCGUAAAAGCAAGUAGUGAGCAAGAAGAUUACGAUGCGUCUCAGCUCAGUAUUUGGUGGAUAAUGCUGGGAAGGAAGACGACCAGGGAGAAAUGGAUGAACCAAGCUCUCAGUUCACUAUCGAAAACUUGCAUCAGUAUAUGGUGGAAAAUGUCUGGAAUAAGAGGUAAGAUGUGCAGGGAGAGGGAGCAACCACUCACUGUCAAAGACUGCCUUGAAUGUGCUUUCAAGAAAGGGCUACCGAGAAGAGAACAUUGGGCACAUGUGGGAUGUACAUUCAAGGCUCCCCCAUUUGCUUGUCACAUACCCCGCGUGCCCAUGAAAGGAGAAGUGAUUGAGACUAAGAGUUUGGAUGAAGCGUUUAAGCUGUUGAUUAAACAACCGGUGGGUGCAAGACUCCAUGUGUUCAGUCCAGACCUUGAUAAUGUUGGAGAGGUAAAGUGUUGUGAGAUAAAUUUCGAAAUUUUCAAAGAUCAAUGACAAAGUUUUGAUCUAAUCUUAUUCAACCUUUUUUUUUUGUGUGGUAGGGAGUUUACGAGGGCCUGUCUAGCCUGUCUCGUAAGGAAUCACGCUAUGUUGGACUUAGGGAUGUCAUCAUAGUUGCAGUGAAUAAGUCCGAGGGAAAAACUGUUGCUACUGUGAAGAUAUGUUACAAGAAGAAGACUUCAUUUGUCAAAGUGUGUUUGAGCCGUAUGUUUGUCCAGCUUGGUGGUGGCGAGGAGUCUCAGGUGAAAGAGCCAACAGGUCUGCUUGUUGACUUCUGUAUCCCACGCUUAUCUAUCAACUAAACAAGAGCUGAGAUCUUGGAAAGUAUCUCCUAGUUGUGGAACCUCUCUAUGUUGGUCUCAUUUUAAGAAUGUUUUAUCAGACUUAUUUUCUGUUUUAUGUAUUUUGAAAACCGUAUGCUUGUUGUGAAACUCUGUUUGUGGUCUCAAGUUAAGUUUGUUUUAUGAGACUUUAAUCUGUGUCAAGAAUUGAGAUGUUGAUCGCUACUUCUUGGAUAAAUUAUAUCUAUAAAAUUUAAGAAUUGCAUUUGAUGG
Molecule: messenger RNA, 1279 nt
Organism: Arabidopsis thaliana (thale cress)
Lineage: Eukaryota; Viridiplantae; Streptophyta; Magnoliopsida; Brassicales; Brassicaceae
Product: target of trans acting-siR480/255 protein
Exons: 3
Coding region: 177-719 (180 amino acids)
Biological process (GO): response to heat
Cellular component (GO): nucleus; cytoplasm
Source: RefSeq, marked reviewed